Messenger RNA from Odobenus rosmarus divergens (Pacific walrus), 1398 nucleotides. RefSeq names its product BTB (POZ) domain containing 2 (gene BTBD2). The annotation marks the transcript as partial. NCBI's taxonomy places the organism in Eukaryota, Metazoa, Chordata, Mammalia, Carnivora, Odobenidae. Gene Ontology annotation, cellular component: P-body; cytosol. The transcript is spliced from 9 exons. Gene Ontology annotation, molecular function: protein binding. The record is from RefSeq and is a predicted model, not a curated record. Gene Ontology annotation, biological process: neurogenesis.
GGGCCGGGGUCGGGGCCGGGGCCGGGCGCGCAGGCCGCGGCGGGCGGGGAGCGGGCGGCCGAGGAGCCGGGGGCGGCGGCGCUCCUGCGCGAGCCCGUCUACAACUGGCAGGCCACCAAGCCCACGCUGAAGGAGCGCUUCGCCUUCCUCUUCAACAACGAGGUGCUCUGCGACGUGCACUUCCUGGUGGGCAAGGGGCUCGGCGCGCAGCGCAUCCCGGCGCACAGGUUCGUGCUGGCCGUGGGCAGUGCCGUCUUCGACGCCAUGUUCAACGGGGGGAUGGCCACCACAUCCACCGAGAUCGAGCUGCCCGACGUGGAGCCGGCCGCCUUCCUGGCGCUGCUCAAGUUUCUCUACUCGGAUGAGGUUCAGAUCGGACCCGAGACGGUCAUGACCACGCUGUACACAGCCAAGAAGUACGCGGUGCCCGCGCUCGAGGCCCACUGCGUGGAAUUCCUGAAGAAGAACCUCCGGGCUGACAAUGCGUUCAUGCUGCUGACGCAGGCGCGACUCUUCGACGAGCCUCAGCUGGCCAGCCUGUGCCUGGAAAACAUCGACAAGAACACAGCCGACGCCAUCACCGCCGAGGGCUUCACCGACAUCGACCUGGACACGCUGGUGGCCGUGUUAGAGCGGGACACCCUGGGCAUCCGGGAGGUGCGCCUGUUUAGCGCCGUCGUCCGCUGGUCCGAGGCCGAGUGUCAGCGGCAGCAGCUGCCCGUGACCCCCGAGAACAAGCGCAAGGUGCUGGGCAAGGCGCUCGCCCUCAUCCGCUUCCCGCUCAUGACCAUCGAGGAGUUUGCCGCAGGGCCCGCGCAGUCAGGCAUCCUCGUGGACCGCGAGGUGGUCAGCCUCUUCCUGCACUUCACCGUCAACCCCAAGCCGCGUGUUGACUUCAUCGACCGGCCACGCUGCUGCCUCCGGGGAAAGGAGUGCAGCAUCAACCGCUUCCAGCAGGUGGAGAGCCGCUGGGGCUACAGUGGCACCAGCGACCGCAUCAGGUUCUCAGUCAACAAGCGCAUCUUCGUGGUUGGCUUCGGGCUCUACGGCUCCAUCCACGGGCCCACGGAUUACCAAGUGAACAUCCAGAUCAUCCACACGGACAGCAACACUGUCCUGGGCCAGAAUGACACAGGCUUCAGCUGUGACGGCUCCGCCAGCACCUUCCGGGUCAUGUUCAAAGAGCCGGUGGAGGUGCUGCCCAACGUCAACUACACGGCCUGCGCCACGCUCAAGGGCCCGGACUCCCACUACGGCACCAAGGGCCUGCGCAAGGUGACCCACGAGUCCCCCACGACGGGGGCCAAGACGUGCUUCACCUUCUGCUACGCAGCUGGCAACAACAAUGGCACGUCCGUGGAGGACGGCCAGAUCCCCGAGGUCAUCUUCUACACCUAG